Macadamia integrifolia is the source of this 546-nucleotide messenger RNA. RefSeq names its product RING-H2 finger protein ATL78-like. The record is from RefSeq and is a predicted model, not a curated record. Bases 1 to 546 code for a protein of 181 amino acids. The transcript has a single exon. NCBI's taxonomy places the organism in Eukaryota, Viridiplantae, Streptophyta, Magnoliopsida, Proteales, Proteaceae.
AUGUCCAUCUUCUCUCCAGUCUCCCCUCCCAUAGCUUCUCCUCCAUCUUCUUCAAAUAUUUACAUAUACCAUACUUACCAGGGCGCUGCCUUAACCUUCAUCCUUGUGUCUAUUUUGCCCAUACUUUACUGCAUAUUAUGGUGCUCACUCCAUGUAGCAAUCUUAGAUUGCCGAAGGAGAAGACAAUUAUCUGUCUCAGUUACUGCUGAUACAGAAGCCUUUCCUCUUCAAGUUUGUGAGCAACCCAGACAACAAUAUCAGCAAGAGCCGUGUAGUAAUAUAGAUGGAAAAGGGGAGCUAAAUCCUGAGUGCCCAAUUUGCUUGGAGGAAGCCGAGGCAGAGGUAGAUGUAGAGGCAGAGGCAGAGGCAGAGGCAGAGGCAGAAGCAGAGGCAGGAGCAGAAACAGAGGCAGUAUCAUGGCAAUUAGUGCCAGAGUGCAACCAUAGAUUUCAUGAGCUAUGCCUGAACCGGUGGUUGAAAUUGUCACGGACCUGUCCACUUUGCCGGGUCACUACUCAACUCGAAGCUUAUGUUUCUUUGGUUUGA